Anopheles marshallii is the source of this 837-nucleotide messenger RNA. Its product is annotated as probable 18S rRNA (guanine-N(7))-methyltransferase. Bases 1 to 837 code for a protein of 278 amino acids. The transcript has 3 exons. Gene Ontology annotation, biological process: rRNA (guanine-N7)-methylation. Gene Ontology annotation, molecular function: rRNA (guanine) methyltransferase activity. Gene Ontology annotation, cellular component: nucleolus. The record is from RefSeq and is a predicted model, not a curated record. NCBI's taxonomy places the organism in Eukaryota, Metazoa, Arthropoda, Insecta, Diptera, Culicidae.
AUGUCCCGGCGUCCUGAACACAUCGCUCCACCGGAGAUUUUCUACAACGAGGAUGAAGCGAAAAAGUAUACAAACAACACACGCAUAAUUGAUAUCCAGGUACAGAUGUGUGAACGUGCCAUCGAACUUUUGGCACUGGAUCCGGACGAUGAUUCUCCGCAGCUAAUUCUGGAUAUCGGUUGCGGUUCUGGACUGUCCGGUAGUGUACUCGAGGAUCAGGGCCAUUUUUGGAUCGGGGUCGACAUAUCAAACCACAUGCUGGACGUCGCACUUGAUCGUGAAGUCGAAGGUGAUCUGUUGCUCGGUGACAUGGGCCAAGGAAUGCCUUUUAAGGCCGGUACAUUUGAUGGUGCCGUAUCGAUUUCGGCUCUACAAUGGCUCUGUAAUGCGGACAAAAAAUCACACGUGCCACCGAAACGGUUGUAUCAGUUUUUCAGCACCCUGUUUUCGUGUUUGACUCGCAAUGCUAGGGCGGUGUUUCAGUUUUAUCCUGAAAAUGCAGAUCAGAUUGAGCUGGUGACUUCGCAAGCCAUGAAAGCCGGCUUCUAUGGUGGUAUUGUAGUGGAUUAUCCCAACUCUACGAAGGCAAAGAAAUACUUUCUAGUGCUGAUGACAGGUGGUGUUGCUAAGCUUCCCGUGGCUCUCGGUACUGAAGAAAGUACGGCACAGAUUGGAUACAGUCGGAAGCAAGCGGAAUACGCGAAGAAAGCUCGGGGAAAACCACUGAAAAAGUCCCGCGAAUGGAUAUUGGCCAAGAAGGAACGCCGAAGGGAGCACGGUGAAGAAACGCGCAGAGAUUCAAGAUUCACGGCAAGGAAACGAAGUGGACGGUUUUGA